GGGAGGGGAAAGUAACAGUAUACUGGGAGGUAUACUAGGAGGGGGGAGGGGUAAGCAGGCCAGUAACAAGAGGUCAACAAGUUUGGAACAAGCAGUGCGAAUUGUUAGAACAAUCGUGUAACAUGCAAAUCUGUUGCAAGCUUGUAACAACUUGUCAACAAGCAUUGUGACCUGAUAUCAACUUGUUGUUGCAACAAUGUUGUAUUAACAUGCAAAUCUAUUCCAGGCCUUUGCGUGAUUUUACGUCUGAUCUAUUAUUAAACUUUCCCACCCAACGCGUCACUAGCAACGAAAUUAUUUCAAACAAUACCACACUCUAUCACAUUAUUCCAAAAUAUUCUUCAAAUGUAUUUACUUGACCUGUUAUACCGCGGCAUUCCAGCGAGUUCACGAUAGAAAAUAUUUUGCCUUUCGGCCCAAACCGUGGUUAACCACAGCUCUCAUUGUCAUAGUAAACUUGUUGAAAACAUACAGCAGUCAGCGAUUUGGGAAACAUCCAUAAAACUACUUUUCAUUUCUUCGGAAGCCAAGAAAAUUAAAGCUUAGAGAGUGAAAAAUACUUAAAUCAGGUACAUAUAUUAUAUAUUGCAUUAUAAUUACCUUUACUGGGAUGGGGUAUUAAGCCCGAUUUCACUGCAAAACCCUGAGUUUGAAAAAUUAAAAAUUUGUGUAAUUAUAAAAUAGUGAGGGUCAAAAUAUUGUGUAAAAUGACUCGCAUUCAUGACCAAAUUUACUUAAAUUUUUGAGUAGAUAUUUAUUUUGCUGAAAAAUUGAGUAAAUUUCAAAAGUCGUUUCCAUUGACAUUGUUCACCUGCAGACAUCAAAUUAAAAAGUAUGUAACACUCACAGACAGUUUAAUAUUCAGAAAUUCCUAUACGGUUAUUAAGGUAUACACACAUCAAUAAAACCUUAUACCGUACAUGGCAAUACGUAUUAAAGGAUUAGCGAAGAUUAUGCCUUAUUGGAUUGGAUAGUUUACACAGUGUCCAACUCAAAUUUUGAUAUAUAAUACGAAUCACUAACGCUUUGUCAAGAGCUUGCCGACAUGUAUAACAGGUGAUAGGAGCGUUAGUUAAAUAUGUUUUGCUGAAAUUUUUAAGAGGGAAAACGUUGUUUUCAUUUGAAGGAUUAUUCCUGAUGAAGAGCUACAAUGGUAUCGAGUGAGCUGCUGUGACAAACAAUAAAUAAACUCAGUUGCUUCUCUGUUCACCGUGGGAAGCUACGUUUGGAAGCGACAAACUGAACGUUGACAGACAAUAGUGGGCUGAGAAGUUUGUCAAGUCGUCUGGAAAAAUGUCCUCGAUUGGAAUCGACGCAUCUUUGGCUAUCCUUCGGCAGGGAUUGGUAAGUUCGAGCGUUGUAUACAUUGUUACCGAAUUCUCAUUGUUAUGUUGUAUGAAAAUUAUAAGUGUAAAAUAGUCAAGAAAUAUAUACCAAACUAUUACUUUGUUUAUACUGGAUAGUUCUAUCAGUUCUAAACUGUUCUCCCUAGAGGUCCAGUAAGGGUCAUCUCUUACUGAUCCAGUGUCACUACAGGAGGAAACCUAAACUAAACUAACUUUAUUUAUACUGGAUAGCUCUAUCAGUUCUAAACUGUUUUUCCUAGAGGUGCAGUAAGGAUCAUCUCUUAUUGAUCCAGUGUUACUACAGGAAGAAACCUAAACUAAACUAACUUUAUUUACACUGGAUAGCUCUAUCAGUUCUAAACUGUUCUUCCUAGAGGUCCAAUAAGGAUCAUCUCUUAUUGAUCCAGGGUUACUACAGGAGGAAACCUAAACUAACUUUAUUUAUUCUCCACGAAACACUGCAGGUUCUGUUCGCGUAUACUUCGACUUCCUCCUGUAGUAGACAGGUCUGGACCAAUUUAAGAGAUGAUCCUUUUUCUGGACCUCUAGGGAGAACAGUUUAGAAAUGACAGAGCUAUCGAGCAUAAAAAGUUAGUUAGUUCAAAUGACAAAGAUUAAUGACAAACUAAUGACAGUGGUCACGUUUUAAUACCGGCCAACACACGUCUCUUAAUGUUUUUGAGGGUUAGGGAAUCUAGCAUGGCAACCAGCCAGUAAUCCCUUAAGUUGUUUGUAUCAAUUCUUUGAAUUACGUCGCGUGCACUUUGAACUGUUUCAAGAGGGAUUCUGGAACAGCUUGUUGUCAGCUUUUCAUUUUAAUUUAACUAUAUUUACAACAAGGGCCCAGAGUGGGAAAUAUUCUGCAUGGGUCUGCAAUAAGCUGCCCUGAUUUGUGACUGAACUACCAGAAAAAGACAUCUCAAAUGUGUGGGUAGUAUAGGUAUAGUAUUGUACAAUAAGCAGCUGUGGUUUGUGUCCUUUAUUGUCGACCUUUACGGAGAAGAAGUUUCAUCAAAAUGGCACACUUGCUAAUCUUUUGAUGAAAAUCCUUUUACAAGUAGCUCAGAGCCUCAGACACAAACCACCAAAGAUUUUUAUAUAUUCCAGUUAUGCUAGGAUGGUAUUUAAGAACUUCCGUGACCUUAUUAGAUUCAAUACUUUUACCAGUAAUCAUGUGGGUUGAUUAGGUAUAAUGGUAUAUGAUAUGAUACCCGAUAUAACCAUAACUAAUUCCUAAAUGGUACCUAGGAUAUAAUAUUUGUUACAUAUUGUUACAUAUCCAAUACACACGAACUUUUGUAAUGAAAAAUAUUGAAUAUAAGUUACUUAGUCUUAGAUUAAAACUACAAGGCUUCAAGCCCACACUAGUUGAAAAGUUUGAAACUUUAAGAGGAUUUGAAUUCGACCUUACUUAAUUUAUACGUUGCUUACGUGCGCAUCUAUGUGCAUUAUGUAAAGAAGCUAUACAUGUUUUGAAAGUUAUGGUAAUUUUUUCACCUGUCUUGCAAGAUAUUAUAUUUACACAUCAAAACUUUAUUUUUUGAAGUGAAACGGGAACGAAAUUUAAACCAGGAAAGAAAGCAUCUCCCAAAAUUUGAAGGAAUUUUGUUUGUUGAUAAAGCCUUUUUGGAUAAAUAUGUUCAGACUAAAAUACUUAGACAUUGUUGAUAUUUCAAAUAACUACGGCUUAGUAAGACAAGCAUAAAAUGCAAAUUAUUCGGGGGGAAUGAAUAUUUAAGCCUUCGUGUAUCUAAUACAUCGAAAUCGGACGACACUUGGAUUACGAAUUGUUUUAAAAAGCCUGUUUAUGGCUUAUAUUUAUGUUUAAAACUCUAAAAUAAACUCUUCUCGAAAGAGCUCGUAUAUGUGACAGACGUAAAUAGAUAAACCUCCUACGUCUAGCAGGUGUUGGUUGCCAUAGGCAACGUAUGUUAUUCCAGAUCUCUUUAUCAUAUCUUGUAAUAGUAUGCAAACAUUUGUCCUUGUCAAAACUGGAUCAAAGUCCUUGCUGAGUUUGCUCUGAGAAAAUAUCUAUAUAGUUUUGCCAUGAGUUCGUGAUACUUGGGGAAUUAGGGAACAUGGAUAAAAAGAGAUUGCAGGAACUUGAGAUGGUUUUGGUUAGUUUUAUUAAACACAAUUAUAUAUUUAUUAGUAUUUUAUCAACGCUUUUAUCUUUCUAUGUAUUUUGUAUGUGUUUCUUAAUGGAAAACACUUCUACAGCGAUUGGAAAUUGUGAGUGCCAAGUUAGGUCUAGUAUAGAAAUGCAACCGUCUAAACAAUACAAGGUGAAUUUCGACGUUUCGAGCGAAGGCCCUUCCUUGCCGGGAAGUUUCGCUCGAAACAGAAGUUCACCUUGUAUUUUCAGGUAGAUGCAUCCUAUCAUAAUCAGAAGCUUUCUUGUUAUUGCCACUGACACAACUACUAAUUGAUUUGUUUUUGUCAAACACCCCGCAAGGGUCUGUCGUAGCGUUAUCGAUUCGUACACGCGCAGCCCAGAUCUCCGUCAGUGCAAAUAAUAUAUUAUUCUUCAUACGAAUAUCUGUUCCAAGCUGUCCUAAACUAAAUUCAUAGCAGUGUCUUGAUACUGGCAACUCGAAAGAUAAUGUUGGUAAAGUUCUCUCAAUUUUGGCUAACGAUAUUCGAUAAACAACUACCAGUUUAAGUAAAUAAUGUUCGUUCCAUAUAUAUUCAUGUCUUACUCUUCACUAUUUUGAAGGACGAGAAUUCCUGAAAAUAGAAAGUAAUUGGAGGUUCUGAAGAAUAUAUAUUAGAUAGAAGUUCGAACUUAUAUCCUCCGUAAUCGUCUCUUUUUUUACAGAUAGUUGCCAGCUGUUCAGAGCUGAAGUGGCUUAACCCCAGGUUAACCUGAAAUUCAAAUCAAACUUGCCAACCGUUUCUUUAUAAAUUUGGAAGUAUUUCUUCAGAAAUCUUUAGGAAUUUUCCGGAUCAGUAGGAAUCUUCUUCUCUGAAGCUUUGAAAUAAACAGACAUGCUGAAAUACACAAACUAAAACUGGUUAAAUUUUAACCGAGGGUCAGCUCUAUAAUCCCUGUCCAUUCCUAUCUACACUGGAACACUUAAUGUUGUUUUAUUUUCACAGGAGGCGAUGCAAAAGCAAGACAAAGCUUUGUACUCGCAACUUCUCACGCUACGAGAUGGCAUCCGUGGUUUGAAAACAGAACUCAAACAUGAACGCGAGCAAUGCGAGGAGGCGUUUAAAGAUUUGGAAGAAAUUGCAGGAACGGAAUUCGAAGACGAUGUAUUUCUGGAAGGAAGUGAGCAAAAUUUAAGUAAAACGUCGAGCGAGAAGAUUGAAAAUGCUUGGAGCACACAGGACACGUGGAAACACGACCGACAGGAUUCAGGAAUCUCUGUCAAAACACCGGAGGCUGAGAAUCAAGAGUCUAGAACAACGACCCCUACAUCAAAACACCACACAUACGAGUUCGUGAAGUCCUCUGCAAGUAGGCAGGGUUCUAAGCCGGAGUUAAUCUCGCACAGUAAACAAGAGUUUAGUUCUCAUGUCAAAACAGUCGAUGCUGAAUUACCACAAAAGAAAACAACGAAUGCUAAGCCCGUGUUAAUCCAGCACAACUCGCAGGAUUCCGGCAUUUUAAUCGACGAGGAUGCCGUCAGGGAGACCUCGUUGUUGUCCAAAUUAGUUGAGAGUCCCGAAAUGCUCGAAAAGCUCGAGAAUCGAAAAUUUGAUCGAAUUGUUCAGAAGGAGUGGAUGAAAAUCCGCGGUGAAAAUUCGUUGGGGAAUCGCGGGAUUCAUCACCAACGCUCGCGAUCUAGUAAUGAUCUUUUGAAAUCGCAGCCUCACCGAACCUUACCCCAUCAGUAUUCCACACCCAGUCUUCAACCGAGACAUUCUCAUACGAAUUCAUGUCCACAGAACACGCUUAUGCAGUUCACUACACCAGGAAAUGAACUUGCAAAUUCGUCCGUCAAACAGUUCAAUGCAGUUAACAAAGUGAAAGCGCACCAACAUCUCAGUCCAAAUCAUUCUCGUACUAGCUCUUGCCCACAGAAUGUUCUUAAACAAUUCACAGCAAGAGAUGUUCAUACUUAUGAAAAACCGUCAACUAAACGACCUAACGAGCUAGGGAAAGUUAAAGGACUUAAAAGUGAUGAAAAACAACAUUUUCAACUGCCUGUCGAAGUUGACAAACCACUUAAAAUGAACGAAAAACUAGAAAAUUCCCUAAAAGAUGACAGUCUCGACCAAAACCAUCAAAGAUUCUUCACCACAAGCGACCGCGCAGCGUUGUCGCUGGCUCUAAAACCAGGAAACGGAAAUACCGCCUCGAAAUCUGUUUUCAAACACAUUUUUACCCCCCAGCAUCACCACACAAGGUCGUUGCCCACGACUCCCGUGAGGGAACUUAUUGUGGCGGAGAAUUUGUUGAACAAGCAGGGAUAUAAACGCAGUAUGCAAAAUAUUUCCGAAUGUCAAGUGGUGACAUCGAAACAAGUACGUCCUCGAAAGCGCAGCGCAAGCUAUGUUGAUAUGGGCAGUGUGGGUGGAGAGACUGACGUUACACUCACGCCACGGAAAGCGAGUCUCGUGCAAGUUGAUAGCUUAAAACAGGGUUUGGAACAGGGUAAGGUCAGCCCUAAGCUUGAGGAGAAAUCUUUCAUCUCACAUCAAGUUAUUGAAAAUGAUAGCUUAAAACAAACUAGAGAAAAUGACAUGUUACAACGCAAGAACGAUGCUAGGGACAGUUCUCAGAUACCACGUAAGGCGAAUGUCGUACAAGUUGAUAGCUUUAGUGGUUAUAAUCAAGUUCUAAAAAGCAAUGAAGAUCUGAGACAAAGCAAGGAGAACAGCAUUUUGACAUCACAUAAAGCCGUUGUUGUACAAGUCAACAGUGUGCCUCAAGGCGGAGAAAACAUUCAAAACAAGGCAAGAGUAGUACAUGUCAACCGUCUAAAACAGUUGCAAGAAAACACGAACCUCACACAAAAUCAGGCAGACGAAAACGGGGAGUUGAAGGCAUCGAAACCUUUGCGGGCUGUACUAGUCUCGGCCACCGAGGUAAAUGUCUCGAAUAUAACGGACAAACAGCCGUUGUCACGGCGAUGCAGCCUGGACGAGAGAGCGGUCGGGAACCACCGUGAGGGCGCGCAACGGAGGUUUACGAUAACAAAUUUCAAAACUGAGCGACUAUCGCCAAGACCGCAAGCUGAAAAUGGUAAAUUGUCGCCACGAUUUCUCGCGCCCAAGAAUCACUUACGUCAUCACACCACGCCAGAGUAUGACGUCAUACGACGACGUCAUUCGUUGUAUACUUUCCACGGCCCUUCAAAAUCCUGGGACGGGUAUGCAACCCGGAGGGCAAGCGAAAUCAAGAGAAUGGUAAGAUCGGCGAGCCAAGUGUCUUUGGUCUAAAUGGACAUGUAGACUGCUUUCAAACGUUCACUGAAAAUGAAGCCAAGUUACACAAAUUUGGCUAUCGUUGUUCACACACUGAUCUGUGUUCACAUGCCUGGUUACUAUUCUUCUAGUUUACAAAAACAUAGAAUAAAACAAAGGUAUGAACUAAACAUUAGAAUUGGUUGUAUAAGAGUUAUUCACUCAGGUAGAUAAUUCUAAAGUUUAGUUACCUUUGUUCUUUUCUAUGUUUCUGUAAACUAGAACAAUGAUAAUUAGGCAUGUGAGUUAUCUUAUUGUGAGUUGGGUAUAAAUAAACUGUAGCUAAAUUUAUCUAUGAUGCUUGUGAUGUUACUCUGCCGGAGUAUAUAUCCACACCGGGCAAGCUUGAAAAAUAUUACCUGACCACGGUGGGAAUCGAACCUACGACCUUUGGAACAUCACAUCAGAGUAACGUCACAAGCAUCAUAUUCACCUGAGUACACCAACACAGAAAAAAUCAUGAUUAUCUAUGAUAUAAACAUUGGUAGACAGUUGUUGAAUUUCACUAAGCAUUAUUGCGCAGCAGAUGAUGGUCAAAUAAUGUAUUUUCAUUGUAUUAGUCUUAAAUUUGACGCAAUUAAAUAAAAUUGCGCGACUAGGUAUAAUUUUCUUUUAACAUUUCAACAUUUUUGAAGUUGAGUUAGUUGACCACAAUCUGCUACCUUAUAACGCUUGCUGGGUCAACUAUACGAGAAAAAUACCUUUUUUUAAAAGGUCUGUCAAACUAAGACGCAAGAUGACAAUAUAAAUAUUUUAAUUCAAAUAUAUAAAGCAUCUCUGCAGGUAUAAAAUUUCACUAGCACGAUAGAUAGAUAGGUAAUAUAUGGGGGAAAAUCAUUGAAAUCAAACUGAAAACACAGGUAUGCACAUUCAGAAGAAUGUACGCUUGUCAAAAAGAACACUGGAAUAUUUUUAUUUUAGUAUAACUUUCAGCAUGAUAGGGUAAAUUAAAAUUAUUUAAGCUAACAUAUAAGUAAUCUAGCACUAAACUAGAUCGAUUGUAUAAGAAAUGUUGUGUACUGCAAGCGUUUUUGCAUCUGCUGUUCGAAGUCUGGAGAUCACAGUAGAAAGUUUGCAUCACGUAAAUUUGAAGUUUUGAAAGAUUCGUGAAAGCUCAGACCUCUCUUACAAAUCCUUCAAAACUUAGAAUUUACCCAUGCAAAAUUCCUACUGUGAUCACAGAAACUUUGAUGUUUGUCAAAAGCAUUAGACAUGUUUUAAUAUGAGCAUUGAGUUUCAGCCAGCCUCAUGCUGAUUAUUCAACCAGAUUUUCACGUUUGAAUAGAC
Messenger RNA from Paramuricea clavata, 8048 nucleotides. The record is from the annotation of a GenBank genome assembly. Lineage: Eukaryota; Metazoa; Cnidaria; Anthozoa; Malacalcyonacea; Plexauridae.